Molecule: messenger RNA, 702 nt
Organism: Lycium barbarum (goji berry)
Lineage: Eukaryota; Viridiplantae; Streptophyta; Magnoliopsida; Solanales; Solanaceae
Exons: 2
Coding region: 1-702 (233 amino acids)
Source: RefSeq, a predicted model, not a curated record
AUGUUCUUCUACUUAACAACCCUUAGUUUGCAAAAAAUUAUUACUGAGGAAGUUCCUGUUCUACCAGAAGAGACUCCGGACAACGAGCGUUUCAUCGUGACAGAGGCAUGGAAUCAUUCUGAUUUUCUAUGUAAAAACUAUAUUCUCAAUGGGCUGGAUGAUGGUCUAUAUAAUGUCUAUAGCGGCUGUAAGAUGUCUAAGGAAUUAUGGAAUGCUUUGGACAGGAAAUAUAAGACCGAGGAUGCUGGGUUGAAGAAGUUUGUUGCUGCGAAGUUCUUGGAAUUUAAAAUGGUAGAUAAUAAAUCUAUCAUGUCGCAAGUCCAGGAACUUCAAGUGAUUACACAUGAUCUGCUUGUGGAAGGAAUGGUAGUCAAUGGAGCUUUCCAAGUUGCGGCCUUUAUUGAAAAAUUGCCUCCUUUAUGGAAGGAUUUCAAAAACUACUUAAAGCACAAACGUAAGGAAAUGACAUUAGAAGAUCUAAUUGUCCAGCUUAGAAUUGAGGAAGACAAUAGAUCUGCUGAGAAGAAGGCCAAUGGCAAACAAGCAAUAAUGGGGGCAAACAUCGUUGAAAUUGCCCCUACAAAUUCAAAGAAAAGGAAGCGGGGCUUCUGGAGGGAAGAAGUGUUGGGUGGUAAUUCAGUUGUUCAGGCUGUUGUUGUUGAUAGUUGGAGUUUUUCUGAUUCCUUUUCUUUAAAUCGUUAA